Adelges cooleyi (spruce gall adelgid) is the source of this 3115-nucleotide messenger RNA. RefSeq names its product 14-3-3 protein epsilon (gene 14-3-3epsilon). Bases 378 to 1151 code for a protein of 257 amino acids. Gene Ontology annotation, cellular component: cytoplasm. Lineage: Eukaryota; Metazoa; Arthropoda; Insecta; Hemiptera; Adelgidae. Gene Ontology annotation, biological process: signal transduction. The transcript has 6 exons. The record is from RefSeq and is a predicted model, not a curated record.
CGUGUGUCGGCGACGGGAAACGACGUAACGUCCGCUGGCGCUCACAAACCGCAUCCACUGUGUGUAACCGUAGUCCGUAUACCAUCGCACCUAUAGCCCGUACGUACGUUAACCGCCGCGGCGUCUCUUCCACACCAUAUUAUAUUUAUUCUUCGCACCGCCACCGUUACCCCCGCGGACGACGCAACACCGUGUGUUUAGUACGCGACGCAUUUUUGUUUUUUUUUUCAGUUUGCCAACGACGACGAUCACGCCGUUGUCUCAUCUACGAUUGCUGUGAAUCGUUCGCGUCGGCGGCCGUAGUAAUACACGCGCAUAAACGCGUUCAUAUAUACCGACAUCAACGCGCGGUUUAAUAUAAAUCAUAUUUAGUCACUAUGUCCGAAAGGGAAGAGAACGUAUACAAGGCGAAGCUCGCCGAACAGGCGGAAAGAUACGAUGAAAUGGUCGAGUCCAUGAAAAAAGUAGCAUCGUUAGACGUAGAAUUAUCCGUAGAAGAACGGAACCUGUUAUCUGUGGCCUACAAAAAUGUGAUUGGUGCUAGGCGUGCUAGCUGGCGCAUUAUUUCAAGCAUUGAACAGAAAGAAGAAAAUAAAGGUGCUGAAGAAAAGUUAGAAAUGAUCCGUCAGUACAGAUCACAGGUCGAAAAGGAGUUAAGAGAUAUUUGUUCAGACAUUUUAAAUGUCCUCGACAAACACUUAAUAGCUUGUGCUGCUUCUGGUGAAUCCAAAGUCUUUUAUUAUAAGAUGAAAGGUGAUUACCACCGAUACCUGGCUGAAUUCGCUACUGGCGAUGACAGGAAAGAAGCUGCUGAACAUUCUCUGGUUGCCUACAAAGCUGCUAGUGAUAUUGCCAACCAAGACCUACCUCCCACUCAUCCAAUAAGGUUGGGUUUGGCAUUGAAUUUCUCGGUGUUCUACUACGAGAUACUUAACACCCCAGAUAGAGCGUGUCAUUUAGCCAAAAAAGCAUUUGACGAAGCCAUUGCUGAAUUGGACACAUUGUCUGAAGAAAGCUACAAAGACUCCACACUUAUCAUGCAAUUGUUAAGGGACAACCUAACUUUGUGGACUUCAGAUAUGCAAGGGGAUGGCACAGAAGCUGAACCAAAAGAACAGCUUCAAGACGUUGAAGACCAAGACGUCUCAUAAAUACAAUUGGCGACUGUACUAAAAUUUAAAUUAAAAAAAUUAAUUUGUCAUCGAAAAACAUUGUCAACAUUGUACAAAAUAUUAAUAAUAUCAAGUAUGAAAACAAAAUUUAUGCAUUCAAUAGUAACAGCUCUAAAAAGUUAUCAUGACUCACUCCAAGACUGUCAAAUUUUUUUUCGUACACUUUGAUUUUAUUUUAUUUUACUGGCAGGGGAAAAUGGCAUAGUAAUUCUGUUUUUAAACCACUCCUUAAUUCAAAUUUUUAUUAUAUUUUUUUUUUUGUUCAGUAUUAUGUGUUAAAAGUUUUAUUUUUGUAUUUAAAUUAUAAGGCUUUUAUUAUAUUUAUAUUUAUAUUUAUUCCUUUUUUUAGAAAAAGAAAUAGUUGAGCAAAAACAAUAGUAUACCUAAUAGUUUGUGUUAUAUAUUCAUUAGAUAAUAUUCUUUUUUUUCUAUUAUAUAUUGAUAAAAUAUAUGUUAAAUACAAAUAAGUCAUGAUUAAAAGUAAAUCUCAUUUACAACACUGAUAUAGGUUUAUCGAUGCCUUAAAAGAGAGUUCCUGUUAUUAGACCAGUGAAUUUUUUUUUGUUUUAAUUUAUAUACAUCAAUAUUUCUUUGUUACAUUACCAAUAAUAAUCAAACAUUUUAUUGCUGUUUAGUUUUCAUUACAUUUUUAUUUCCAACAUCACAAAUAGUUUACAUGCAAAAUGUAUGCAUUUGUACAUUUAAUAAAAUUGGAAUCAAAGUGUACUAUCAUACUUUUUUUCUUUCUUUAUAGUCGGAACUUUUUUUAUUUUUGACUUAAUGGACAAGUCCAUUUAAAAUUCAAAUAUUUACGUCAAUUAGUUUUUACUUUUAUAACAAACAUUUGAAUUGAAUAAACGACAGCCCAUAGCGUGCCCUUAAUUAAACCCCUGCCUUUUUUAUAUAUAUGUAUAAGAGUGUCUGUAUUUGUAUUAAUACAAAUAAUUUACAUAUAUACAAGUAUGCUUAUUAAAAAUUUAACCCUUGGAAAUUACUUCAGCAAUAAUUAAUUGUAAUAUUGUUAAUGGUUUUAAUUGUCUGUAACAACAAGAAAACAAGAGCUACAUCUAAAAUAUGUUUUUGUCAUUCCGUUUUCUUAGACUAAAAAAAAAAAAUCGUAGGUUAUGUGUUUUAAUAUAGAAUUAUUAUUACUAUAGGGUUUAUUAUUAUAUUAAUUUACUAUACGAUAAAAAAGUUUUGUUGUAAGAAAAAAAGUCAUAAUGCUUUCUUCUCAUCAAGUUUCCCAAGGAGUUUGUUUUAUAUAAACUGCAACUUUUAUAUAUAUAACGUUGUAUAAACUUAUAUUUAUAUAUUAUAAAAACAAGGUGUUAUUAUAUUAAUAGAACUCUGCGAGUAAAUUAAAAUACAGUGUUUGUAGUGCUACGAAAACUUUGUUUCGCAAAACUAUAUAUUGAUAGCAUUUUUUUUAUUUGUGAUAUGUUUUUUUUUUUUAUUAAUUUAUUUAUUAUUAUUUACUGUAAUAAUUAUUUAACUUCAUGUACUGACAAUACUCGUGUAUUUUUUAUUGUGUAUUCAUCACAUUGAAUACGGACCAAAUGUUAACAGUUAAAAUUUAAAAAGAAAAACUUAACGUAGUCCUUAGCCACUUAUCGAUUAUUUAGUCUUAUUUAUUGUGUAGAUUUUUUUUCUACUUCUCAGUAUACGUGAUUAUUGAAAAAUAUUGAAUGAAAUUAUUUGACAGUGUUUCCGGAGCGUUUCCUUUGCCGGUAAUAAAUUGUAAUAUAUUAUAUCGUAUAUAUAUUUUAAAAAUUGCAUAAUAUAAUUAAAAUUAACGAGUGAGUGUAAUAGGGGAGCUAAUUUGCCCUUCCUGACCUACCUGUAUUAUUUAAUAGACAUGUCAGUAAUUUUUUUACAUACAGUUUUAAGAUUUAUAUUAUUUAUUUGUCUCUUAAAUAAUAAAAUUAAUAAUAUUUCAUCUAUAA